AACCCAGUCGUUCCGGCCGCAUCAUCAUCAUCACCACCAUCAUCAUCCGUCAGCCACAAGUCAAGCAUUUCUCCUUUUACGCCCUUUGGGGUAUCUAGGUUGACCGCCAUGAUGCGAGAAUUGCAAUUAUCGAUUUUACUUAUCCUGGGUUUGCUGAAUGCUGCCCAGGCUCAUGAGCAUCACACUGAUGAGAUCCCCGAGGGCCAGGCUGUAUCGGCUGAACCGUUGGACACAAUUUUAUGGAUUCAUAUCGCGAUUCAGAUGCUCGCUUUUGGCAUUAUUUUCCCGACCGGCAUGGUCUUGGGGAUUGUCCGCUCACGAUGGCAUGUGCCGCUCCAGACAGUCGGAGCUAUUCUCUCGAUUUUGGGAUAUUUCCUCGGACAUGCUCAUAAAGGUCGUCAAUUUGCCAAAAAUGUUCACAGCGCCUUUGCGUCAAGCCUCAUGCUUUUGCUUUUGGUCCAGGUUGUCCUCGGUGUCUACCUCAAACUUCAUCUUGAGAAGGGCAUACAUGGCCGCGUAAGAAAAUACAUUGUCCUUGGACACGGUGUUGCCGGAAAGCUGCUCCCGAUUGUGAGCUGGGUUCAGAUGCUCUUCGGAGGAAUUACAGCGCUUGGGUUUUGCCGAGGCGAUCAUCUAGGUCAAUGCCUUGCCCAUUUCAUCAUGGGAAGUGCCUUCAUUGCUUAUGGUAUCAUCCUGACGAUACUAUUGCUUGUAGGCCAGGCGUGGCUGAAGCGGACCGGCCGGAGCCAAGAGUUCUUUGAUUCAGCAAUCAUCACGGCUUGGGGAUUCGUCAACACAUUCACCGAGCAUCGCUGGGGUGGACCAUGGGUGAAGAAUGAUCUGCAACACACAUCAAUGGGCAUCAUCUGGUGGUCGGCCGGUAUGGUCGGAAUGUGGCUUAGCCGAAAGAGGGACGGCAGUGCGAAGCGCAAUCUUAUUCCAGGAAUUGUCAUCUUUUUGACUGGUUGGGCCAUGUCUGGUCAUCCGCAAGAGCUGCAUCUUUCGACAAUGAUCCACGCAGUAUUCGGCUACACUCUCAUGGGCGCAGGUGCGGCAAGGUGUGUGGAAAUCGCGUUUGUGCUGAAGGAUAAGAAUACCUUGUCCGAGGAUGGAAGCGAUGCCAAUAGUUUCCAGUAUUUGCCGCCAUUCCUCCUCUAUGCAUCAGGCCUGCUUUUCAUGAGCGCGACUGAAGAACAAAUGCAGCUGCUCACACAGGCUGAUGUUUCUCAUGUAUCAUACGUGCUCAUCAUCUACAGCAUAGCUUUCUUGAUGUUCUUAUUCGUUCUGGUGCUUUUGCAUAUCUACACCAUGUACGCUUGGUCCAAACCUCAAAAGAACAUCAACGCCGCGCCAACGGCCAACGGUGCUCCGAACGGCCAUGCGCGCGUCACGUCUGACAUGACGCAUGUGAGAGACGCUGAAGAGUUUGAGUUGGAAGGCCUCAUGUCCGACGAGGACGAGCGCCCUGCUCCUACCAGCACCACAAGCGCAAUACCAUCUACAAAUGAGACUGCCAGACGAUAAAACACCACCUUUUUGUUGAAAAGUACCUUAUUUAGCAUUGCAUUUCCGUUCGUGUAAACAGUCGCACAUUUUUAAUUGAGCGAGGCUCAACCAUUGGGUUCUAUCUUUGCACCUUACAUAUUUUAUAAAUUUGGAUCAUCAACGGCUUACCACCUGCUCGAGGUUCUCCUUUAUGAAUUUAUAGAUUCUAUAUACCAUGUAUAAAUGAUGAAAGCAGCCUUAUUCUAAAAAGAAAAUAAAAUGCGG
Molecule: messenger RNA, 1770 nt
Organism: Xylona heveae TC161
Lineage: Eukaryota; Fungi; Ascomycota; Xylonomycetes; Xylonales; Xylonaceae
Exons: 5
Coding region: 109-1524 (471 amino acids)
Source: RefSeq, a predicted model, not a curated record